GAACAGUUUACAUGUUCAAAUAGCCUCAACACAACCCCAAGAGGGCAUCACUUUCCCAGGAAAUAAGUGACUAAAUCAAAACAUUGUUCAUUAUGUUCUUUAGUUUUUCAAAUGCAUUUUCUGUUAUUUCUCCGGGGCUAACUGGAGGUUUUGGCUCUGUGCUCGUAAAUACGACGUUCACAAGUACUUUUAUAUCAGGAGUGAACUGAAUAGCCUACACAAUGAUUUAAACGUUGCUUUCGUCCUUAGGACUCCAGUCACUUUCAUUCUUGAGCAAACGCUGGCCUCUUGUGGUUCAGUUUAAGAAUUUCAGUGUGGUAGUAUUAUCACAGGUAAAUGUCAAACAGAUGGAUAGGAGUUUAUAAUCUUUGUGUCAACUGUACAUUCACCUGGGAAAAUGUAGGCCCUAGUCUGUUGUAAUCCCUCAAGAGAUCAACCAAGUUUUUUUUUUUUUUUAAAGGGACGAGCAAAAAGAACAUGACGUUUUAAUAGAUGGGUUAGCUGGAAAUGUCACGAAAACAAUGUGCACGUUUCUAUGGGGGGCAGAAGUCAGUGUGUUGUGAUUCUGGAUGGCCAGAAUGACAAGUGGCAUGUGGCAUGUUCUUGAUACCAUGUCUUGUUUUGACUGAUUUCAUGGCAAUGCUAAUAUGGCCCAAAUUCGCAAGCUAAUCAACAACUGUAACGAUGUAUUUGAGAGACAACAAGUGCUCAUUGUGCACAUGUAUUUCUGUUUUUAAUAAACAUUGAAUUCGAAAUACAGUUUACAUGUUGUCAGCAAUGUAAAGCCAACCCCGUGUGUUUUGCCCCAUAGUUGUGCAAGCGUUGGUUUUGUUGCUAAACAACCAACCUUUCUAUACCUGCGAGUUGUGAUUUGUUUACUUUGUUAACGCUGCACUGGUGUUUUUUUUGAGGAAUUACAAGAGUUUCGCAAGUGAGAUCGUCACAGCUUGACCAUGGCUCGCGGCUGCCUCUGCUGUGUCAAAUACAUGCUGUUCCUCUUCAACCUGCUAUUCUGGUUGGGGGGCUGUGGUUUGUUGGGUGUGGGGGUGUGGUUGUCUGUGUCCCAGGGCAGCUUUGCCACCCUAUCACCAUCCUUCCCCUCCAUCUCUGCUGCCAACCUCAUCAUCACCCUGGGUGCUGUCAUCAUGGUUACAGGCUUCCUGGGUUGCCUGGGUGCCAUCAAGGAGAACAAGUGUCUGCUGCUGAGUUUUUUCAUCACGUUGUUGGUGAUUCUGUUGGCGGAGCUGAUCCUACUCAUCCUGUUCUUCGUAUACACAGACAAUGUGAGUGAGAACGCCAGACAGGACCUGAAAGAGGGACUUACUCUGUACAGCACUAACAACAACGCUGGCCUCGGCAACGCCUGGAACACCAUACAGACAGAGUGGCAUUGUUGUGGGGUGAAUGGGUACACAGACUGGCACACUGCCCUGCAGGAGAAGGUGGUUCCUGACCACUGCUGCCAGGAGAUCUACCAGGACUGUGGGCGCAAUGCCACCAACCAGUUCUGGACACAGGGUUGCUAUGAGAAGGUGGAGGAAUGGCUGGAUGACAAUAAACACCUGCUGGGAACCAUUGCCAUGUGUGUUCUGGUCAUACAGCUCCUGGGUAUGGCCUUCUCCAUGACUUUGUACCAGCAGAUCCACCGAUCCGGGAAGAAGUACGAAGCUUAGAACACACACACACACACACAGAGUUUGAGACCCAUUACUUGUGUACAAAAUUAUACUCUAAAAAGACACACACACACCCGCCACAAAACAGCUUUUUAUUUAGUGUUUAUAUUUACACACCCUUGUAUCAUUUUGUGCAUGAAGGCAAUAUUGUUUUUUAAUGAUCAUUAUAAUCAGUGUUCUUGGCCGGGAUUCAAUCCGACCGCGGUUUGUCCACAAUGCACGGUAAAUGGGUUAUUCCACAAAUAAAGUGCCAACAAUCAGCAUUUUGACAUUGUCCCUCGUUAUGUUUUUCUGACUUUUGGGAAGAUUUCAACUAAUUUCACCAUGUUUUCAACAUCAUUGAAAUUCUACUGUAAAGAGUUGAACUGGUUAUGUUAUGUUGUUGCUUUGAGUCUUUUCUGAAGGUUAUUCAUUUCAUGCAAUUUAAUUUGUCUGUCCCUCAUUUUAAGGCCAACCCUGUUACGUAAAACUGAACUCAUAUUUAUUUAUAAUGGUGAAACUAUUCCUUUAAGAAGUUAUUUUCAAAACAAAAUGUCAAAUCAGUAUAAAAGCAGGUGAGCUGGUUCUACUCUUUUUGGCAAUUUUCUGGUGUUUUGUGGUUAAACUGAGUUGAUUAUAACGCGUCAUCCCUGUUACCCAUAGAUUGGAUUUGUUAAAACAUUUCUAGCCAAUAGUUUUGUGAAGCUUGCAUUCAUUCUCUCCUCCCUGUUGCACUCAACAAGUGUCCAUUCCCCCUGUCACAAGUGGAUUUAUGGCUGAUUUCAGAUUAAAACCUCAACCCUGUUUUUUUUAAAGACACUUAGUAAUUUUUUUAUUUAACCGCUUAUGUGAAAUUAAUAGUUUGUUUUGACCAAUUUACACUGCCCAAAAUGUUAUUUUGUGGAAGGACCCAAAUGCUACAUAUAGCUCAAUCAGAAAUUCCCUUUAAAAAAGCUGAAUUGUCGACAACCCGCAGUCGGAUUGAAUCCUGGCCCUAGUUCAGUUAUGGGGGGACUAAGGGUGGGUGAGGAAGGGGGGGUUGGAUUGUGUGUAUGGGAAUAGGGACACCCCUCAGUCAUCCAUAAUAGAAUGCCUUGAACACAAAAUAGAGUAAUGGGAAAGAGAGGUUCGAUUACAUUUAUAUUGUAUGGAUUUAUUCUUGUAAAACCAGUGUUACUGAGAUGUGUUCAAUAAAAGUUAAGCUUAUUCUGUCAAAA
This is a messenger RNA of Salmo salar (Atlantic salmon), 2872 nucleotides long. Its product is annotated as tetraspanin-9-like. The record is from RefSeq and is a predicted model, not a curated record. NCBI's taxonomy places the organism in Eukaryota, Metazoa, Chordata, Actinopteri, Salmoniformes, Salmonidae. Gene Ontology annotation, cellular component: plasma membrane.